AUGCCAGAAACACGAAAAUACCAGUACACGGUCCAAAUCCUGGGGUCUGGGAGAAACCCUGUCAUGGUCGUUACCACAUUCAGACCCUUCCCCAUCUACAGGAACAAGUUGAGGCCUGUCAGCCUGGCUCACGAGUUUGUGAACAGCAAAAUCCAGCCGGGGAAGGUGGUCGUGUUCAUCAAGCCCACCUGCCCCUACUGUAAAAAGACCCAAGAGAUCCUCAGUCAGUUGCCCUUCAAACAAGGGGUUCUGGAAUUUGUCGAUAUCACAGCCACCGACGACGUAAAUGAGAUUCAAGAUUAUUUGCAACAGCUCACAGGAGCAAGAACGGUGCCUCGAGUCUUUAUCGGCAAAAAUUGCAUAGGUGGGUGCAGUGAUUUAAUAACUAUGCAACAGAGUGGGGAACUGGUGACGCGGCUAAAGCAGAUUGGAGCUCUGCAGUAA
Galeopterus variegatus (Sunda flying lemur) is the source of this 444-nucleotide messenger RNA. RefSeq names its product glutaredoxin-1-like. The record is from RefSeq and is a predicted model, not a curated record. NCBI's taxonomy places the organism in Eukaryota, Metazoa, Chordata, Mammalia, Dermoptera, Cynocephalidae. The coding region runs from base 1 to 444 and encodes 147 amino acids. The transcript is spliced from 3 exons.